ACGGCCAUUUCUUUGCAACUCAAUCAUUUAAAGUCUCACAUUGAUUUUUUUUUGUGCUCGCGAGCCUCGCCUCAUUACAUUUAUUUUUGAGUCGUAUAACUUUUCAUAAUUCUUUCAGUUAAAAAUUUGUCGAAUUAUCUGGAGAAUAUCCUAAAAUUUUAUAUUUUAACAAACUGAAGGUCUCUUGCAAGUUGUCUCUGAGCUGAAAUCGCGUUUGUAUUUUAUCAUCAUUAUCGAUCAAUAAUUUUGUCGCUUCCAUUUCAUCUCCUGCCCUGUGAUAUCACUUGAUAGAAUUCCAUUGAAGACGCGAAACAAAAAUGGCGUGCGUAACCCUUAAACGUCCUUUGGAAUGGAUAGAUCCAUCUAUGUCGCCCGAAUCUGGUUCUUCAUCACCAACUCACAUGAUCAUUUCAAAUUCACCUCCACAUCAUGGUUUACGUUCACCAAAACGAUUAUGUUUACAAUCGUUAAGUCAAUCACCAUCGACCUCAGCGAUAACAUCAUCGUCAUAUUCUAAUACAUUUAAUACGUUCAUGCCUCAUCAAACAUGCCAUUUUUCAUCAUCAUCAACAUCACCAUUUGCAAACAAUUUUUCAACUGCAAAUGCCAAUCAACAACCAAAUUCUGGUAACAAUUACAAUUUCAAACGGAUAAUUUCUUCUGAUCUUGCUGAUCAAAUUCGCGAGGAAGUUCUUCGUUUACGAUUAGUUCGGCGAAAAAUAGCCAAAGUAUCGGCAAUAGGAAAUAAAUUGCAAGAAUCGUCACUGUCAGGAUCUUCAUUACAGCAACAAGAUACAAAAGCCAUUCGCAAUAAUGUCGCAACCGAUAAACAACAUCAACAACACUCAUCGUCAUCGUCGGCAAACACAUCUACUUCUUCAACUCAUCAUGCAGCAUAUAGCUUAUACGCCAGUUUAAUCGAUGCAGCCAAUCAUCAUAAUGAACAGGAACAGCAUGAUGUACAGAUUGCUAAAUAUAAAGAUGGAAAUUUGUCUUCCACCACCCACAACAGCGACAAUAAUCCUGAUGAUGAUGAUGAUGGAAAUGAAAACAGAAAAAAAUCGUCCAGUGCUUCAAAAUCUUUGGCUAGCAUCAAUAAUAAUGAACCAUUAUUCACAUUCAACCACGUUGUUUUGAUUGUAGAAAGAAUCUUACGUGAAAAAGAGGAAUCGAUACGCCGUGAAUAUGAUGCCAUAUUAUCACAACGUUUGGCUGAUCAAUAUGAUCAAUUUGUUAAAUUUUCUUAUGAUCAAAUCCAACGACGCUUUGAUUCACAAUCAUUGCCUAGCUAUUUGUCAUAGGAUUUGAAUUAUAAUUUUCUUUCGAAAUGUACAUUUAUACAGAAAUUAUUACCUACACAUAGACAAACAUAGAGAGAUUUUAUCAUUGGAGAAUGAAAAUACUUCCAUAAUUCUCUCUGAUCACACACAUACACACACAUACAAAUCUAAAUUACAAUAACAAUAACAAACCGAUAAUAAUUUUUUUUUUUUUUGUUUCGUUGCUAUAUCAAGUUUUCAAUCUAUCGCUAUCAUAAAUUUGAACGGAUAAAAGAUUGAAAUUCCGUGUUCACAUAUAUACAAAUAAAUAAAUAUACAAACACAUCUACAUCCGCAAA
Molecule: messenger RNA, 1618 nt
Organism: Dermatophagoides farinae (American house dust mite)
Lineage: Eukaryota; Metazoa; Arthropoda; Arachnida; Sarcoptiformes; Pyroglyphidae
Biological process (GO): positive regulation of transcription by RNA polymerase II; positive regulation of innate immune response
Cellular component (GO): nucleus; chromatin
Molecular function (GO): transcription coregulator activity
Source: RefSeq, a predicted model, not a curated record